AUGGAAUGUCGACGGUGUUGUUUUUUGCGCGGUGGUGGUGUGGAGUUGGCGGUGGGAGAGGAGGAGGCGGGUUUUAUCCACCUGAUCGGAUCUCGUCGCGCGAGGCUGCAGGUGGUUUGGGGCUCGGACGCACGACGGAGUGGAGCGGAGCGAGGCGGGCCAAGAAAAACAAAUGUUUAUUCGAGGGAUUUGGUUGCGCCGACGAGCGAUUCCAGCCUGGCUCGGGUAGCCUGGAAGUUGGUCGGGCCGAUAGUCUGCUGCGGUCGUUUCGUCCGGUGGUGUGAAUUUUCUUCGGACACUUCGACGUGUUCGAAGUUUGCUUUGUAGGCUUUUUUCCGAGUAGGGGUUGUCAGCUUCUUGUGUUUCCGAUUUGUUUUCUUUUUAUUCGACUCUUCGAUUGGUGGCAAACUUGCACUCGUCAGACGAUGCGCGGGAGGAGAUGGAGUAGCCGAGGCAAAACCUAGAAUUUUUCUGGCUGGGUCGUUCGGGAAGGAUUUCUUUGCGUGGAGAACGAGCUGAUUGUAAGAUGCAGAUGGAUGUAGAUCACAGAACUGGUGGCCGGAGUAGGGAAAAAUGGAUUGGGAAAAUGAAUGUGGAUAUCAAGUAUGAAGUGGGUGGCGAGAGUGUGGAGAAUUCGACAGAGAAAAUGGAUGAAGAUGUCAGGGUUGGGAAUUGCGCCGAAUGUGGGGGAAAUUCUGGUGCGGAGGUGGAGUGCGAACACACGGACGGGAGGAAGACGAACGUGAAGGACUUGGACAUGGACACUCUGGUCAUGUGUGCUGGUAGAUUACAGGUGCGGGACUUGGCUAACAUGGCUGCCGUCUGUCACCAAUUUCGGACAGCAGCUUACGCUGAUGUCGUGUGGGAAGCUCAGUGCAGAACGCAGUGGCCCCCGCAGAAGGCUAGCUGGGGAGGAACAUUUCAGUUUUGCGGGGGACGAGAUGCUUUCGUGGGUCGGUAUCAUGCAAGUCGACAGUUUCGCUACUCUGACCCAGUGGACUGGCCAUACCAUCUCUCGAAUUCUCCCAUAACUCAUAUUCUGCUCGAGAACAAAAGUAUUGCGGUCUCUCAGGGCUCAAACAUUCUGGUUCUGAACAUCGGAGGUCCAUCCGAGCAACCUGAGGUGGUCCGAAUGCUCCGAGAUCAUAAUGCUAGAAUUACGUGCAUGAGGUUGUUCCCACAAGAAUUGGUGACCAGUGCGUUCCGGAACGGCGUGAUGGGACCUGAGAACAGUGUGCUGGUCACCUCGAGCAGCGAUCACACCAUUCGACUUUGGGGCAAUGGCCGACCUCGGACUUUCAGGGGACACAAUGUGGGGGUGAACACUCUCGCAGAUCGAUUGGUGGGCGGUGGGCGUGGCAGCUCAGCUGUUUUAGCCAGUGGUGGAGAGGAUGGCAGAAUCAGGCUGUGGUCGCUCAGCUCAACGGGAGGAAACCGAGGAAAAUCUCCUCUUGUGGCAACCUUUCAUGCGCACAGCGAGUCUGUCAAAGAACUGAUCGUCGUCGGGCGCAACGACUCCUUACUAGCAAGCACUUCGAAGGCUUCAAGCUCGAAAAUCCGAGUUUGGGAUACGCAUGCCAACACCACCCAGGGAGCAUGCGUGGGCUCAGUGAGCGGACCCGAGGGAGUUCCAGUCAAAUUGCUCUCCGACGGUGGCACUUGUUUCGUUGCGGGAGCUACGAAAGCCGUGGCAGUCGAUUUGCGCACGAUGUCCACUGUGGCCACAGUCGCUGUGGACGAGUGUGGAAUCUGCUCAUUUGCUCGUUCAUCAACUGGCUUCGUUUUUGGGACGGGAAGCUACGAUGGUACCGCAAAGAUGUGGGACAUGCGAAUGGGCUCGGACGACCAGCCUGAGCCUUGGGUCACUUUGGGUGACCAUGACGGACCUGUUCAUUGUCUCCACAUCGACCGGUACAAAGUAGUUUCGGGAGGCCAGCAUGAUCGACUGGUCCGAGUGUGGGAUGCGAACACUGGCGAAGAAAUUUCAGUUCUUGAUACAAUUGAAUUGGAUCGGGACUCGUUCCGGUGUGGGGUCACUGCCAUGGCAGUGCAGGGUUCUAGACUUGUCACCGGAACGUGUGGAGAUGUUUCUGGGGUACUCAGGUACCGCGACUUUUCGAACUGCACCAACCCUCUCGAUGCCCCCGGAGUCGUGACUGAGCCUCGGUCUGAAGGGGGGACCUCAAAGUUCUGGGAGGCCGACUUUGAACCGGGUGUGAAAUGAUGAUGGUCUCAAUCUGGGUCUGCUGGUGAGACAAGCCUUGGACCGUCCGUGUGUUACUCCUGUCUCGUGACCGCGUGAGAACCACUUCACUGGUUUGUGUACAUUUGUAGUUAAGUUGCAGUUCUACACUCGAAUAGAGGCUUCAAGGAGCUGGUAGAUUUGUUGUAUGUUCAGUAGAAAACGAGUCGACACUCUCGGGGUCUUUGAUCUUGGAGUUCCCCUGUAUCUCCACGAUUUGGUAUCUCCACGUAUGGCUUUAGUGAGGAAUCGCAAUCCGAAUGAUUUCGACAGACGUGAGAUGUGUUUGCCAUGUUGUUAUUUCCAUACUUUUGAGUACGUACAAGAUGAUUUUACGGAACUGAGACAUCAACAAAGGAUUUAUAUUGUACUCUCGAAGUGUACAGCGCUCGACAGUCUUUGAUCCUUUGCACGAUUUGAUGUACCGUCAAGCAAAGUGAUGCAAAAAUUGCGAAGAGAAAUAAAAAGAAGUUUUGGAC
This is a messenger RNA of Marchantia polymorpha subsp. ruderalis, 2721 nucleotides long. The record is from the annotation of a GenBank genome assembly. NCBI's taxonomy places the organism in Eukaryota, Viridiplantae, Streptophyta, Marchantiopsida, Marchantiales, Marchantiaceae.